Messenger RNA from Brassica napus (rape), 1011 nucleotides. RefSeq lists its product as uncharacterized. NCBI's taxonomy places the organism in Eukaryota, Viridiplantae, Streptophyta, Magnoliopsida, Brassicales, Brassicaceae. The record is from RefSeq and is a predicted model, not a curated record. The transcript is spliced from 2 exons. The coding region runs from base 1 to 1011 and encodes 336 amino acids.
AUGGGGAGAGUGCUCAACCCUGAGUGUCAACCCAUGGCCCGUUUGAUUAUUCAGAUGCCAAGGAAAUGGCAAAAGGAAGGAAGGGUGAGGGGUAUUGCUCUGUCACAGGAACGCUUUCAGUUUAUCUUUAAGAAUGAACACGAUCUGAUGAACGUGUUAGAGAAGGGUGUUCAGACGUUCAAUGAGUGGGUGAUUGUGUUGGAGAGGUGGGUCGAGAAUCUGCCAGAGGACUACCUGCAAUUCAUCCCUCUAUGGGUUCAGAUGAGGAACAUACCCGUAAACUAUUACACAACGGUGGCGUUAGAAGCCCUGGGAGACAUUGUUGGGAAAGUUAAAGUGGUAGCUUUUGAUCCAACGAAGCCGAUAACUAAAGACUACAUCAGAGUUUUGGUGAGGUUCAAUGUAGCUAACCCCUUGAGAACGUCUAAGGUGAUAGACCUUGGUGGGGGGGAAGUCCAUGUCAAAGAGGCUGAGAAGGAUCCAGAGGUUCAGAGAACAUGCUUACGACUGGAAGAGGCACCAGAAAUAACCAAGGACCUUAACAGAGGCAAAGGAUUGGUCUUUGAUUACAGUCAGAAGGUAGAUGAUCAAAAGAAACAGCUAAGCAUCUUCAAACCAAAGAAGCUAAUGGCUGAUGCCUUCAAAUCAAACUCUACUCCAGUCCGAAGCUCGUUAGGAGGGGCAGAUGCGGAGAGCAGUGGAAACAAUGUAGUUGCUUUCUUUACAAACUAUUCAACAGUGUUUAAGCCAGGAACCUCAGGACCUGGUGUAUCCGGAAUAGUAAAGAAAAGAAACAACACCCGCAAAAGACCUUCAAAAUCAGCAAGGAAACCUAGAAAAGGAGGAGCCACCAACGAGGUUAUGGCAGCUUACACGGCUCAGAGAGAAGGAAAGCAAACUAUGGGAAACAAGAAGAGAAAGAAUGAAGACCAGGGAGAGGAAGGAAGGUCAAAAUCAAAGGAGAGCAGCCUUCAGGUGAUCCCAAGUGAGGGAUCGCCCAAUCCCCAAUGA